Messenger RNA from Aspergillus bombycis, 1047 nucleotides. RefSeq names its product recombinase RAD51. Gene Ontology annotation, molecular function: single-stranded DNA binding; double-stranded DNA binding; DNA strand exchange activity. Gene Ontology annotation, cellular component: condensed nuclear chromosome. NCBI's taxonomy places the organism in Eukaryota, Fungi, Ascomycota, Eurotiomycetes, Eurotiales, Aspergillaceae. The coding region runs from base 1 to 1047 and encodes 348 amino acids. The record is from RefSeq and is a predicted model, not a curated record. The transcript is spliced from 4 exons. Gene Ontology annotation, biological process: DNA recombinase assembly; reciprocal meiotic recombination; double-strand break repair via homologous recombination.
AUGACAGCCGAUAUGGAUACUCAGAAUGAAUACGAUGAUAGUGGACUCCCGGGGCCCGGAGCGCCCACGCCACUUUCAGCUUUAGAAGGUGUUGCAGGAUUAACGGGAAGAGACAUCAAAUUGUUUGUCGAUGCCGGCUAUCACACUGUCGAAUCAAUUGCGUAUACGCCAAAGCGUUUACUGGAACAGAUCAAAGGUAUCUCGGAGCAGAAGGCUACCAAGGUUUUGGUUGAAGCUGCCAAGCUUGUGCCGAUGGGUUUCACGACUGCAACGGAAAUGCAUGCUCGUCGAAGCGAGCUUAUAUCGAUCACGACAGGAUCCAAGCAAUUGGAUACUCUACUAGGCGGUGGCAUAGAAACGGGAUCUAUUACCGAGAUAUUCGGAGAAUUUAGGACAGGUAAAAGUCAGAUUUGCCAUACGCUUGCGGUAACUUGCCAGCUACCAUUCGACAUGGGUGGUGGGGAAGGGAAGUGUCUUUACAUUGAUACCGAAGGGACAUUUCGACCGGUGCGUUUGUUAGCAGUUGCUCAACGGUACGGGCUUGUCGGGGAAGAGGUGCUUGAUAAUGUGGCGUAUGCCCGAGCUUAUAACUCGGAUCACCAGCUCCAGCUUUUGAACCAGGCGUCUCAAAUGAUGUGCGAAACUCGUUUCUCACUCCUUGUCGUUGACUCGGCUACAUCGCUGUAUCGGACAGAUUUCAACGGCCGUGGUGAACUAUCAACUCGACAGACGCAUCUGGCCAAAUUCAUGCGUACCUUGCAGCGCUUAGCGGAUGAAUUUGGUAUCGCCGUCGUUAUCACAAACCAGGUCGUCGCCCAGGUUGACGGCGGUCCGAGUGCGAUGUUCAAUCCAGACCCUAAGAAGCCAAUUGGCGGAAACAUCAUCGCACACGCUAGCACGACUAGAUUGAGUCUAAAAAAGGGGAGAGGGGAGACCCGAGUGUGCAAAAUCUAUGACAGUCCCUGUCUGCCCGAGAGUGACUGUCUUUUCGCCAUCAAUGAAGAUGGCAUUGGGGAUCCUAGCCCCAAGGAUUUGGAGAAUAACUGA